This is a messenger RNA of Callithrix jacchus (white-tufted-ear marmoset), 24510 nucleotides long. It is a transcript of the gene NKAIN3, whose product is annotated as sodium/potassium transporting ATPase interacting 3. Gene Ontology annotation, biological process: regulation of sodium ion transport. The record is from RefSeq and is a predicted model, not a curated record. NCBI's taxonomy places the organism in Eukaryota, Metazoa, Chordata, Mammalia, Primates, Cebidae.
AGAGAGUUUCCACAGGAUUCAGAGAGUUUGUCCGUAUCUUAACUAUCCGAGAUCUGAUUUCCAAAUCCUUCUCAAACAAUUCAUUUCUGUGAAGAUAUAUUUAUAUCUAUUCCGGAAUCCUUUUCCGUUUCUAGAAACAGCUACUCAUCUUCCUCGACUUCUCUUUUCUCCCUCCUGGUGAGGAUGUCAAAGGGUCUGUGAGUUGAGAACCCUAAGCCAGGUCUCCCCGCGGUGUCCUGGCUAGUCCCCGCGCCCUGGGCCGGUUCAUCUCUCCGCCGCAGCGCCCCUUGCCAACCAACUCUGUCCAACUUUCCCUUUUAGACUCCGGCAGGGGCGCCCUCCAGGCAACCGGCUGCGGCGGCCAGAAGGGACCUCGGCUCGGAGACCCCCGAGCUGCUCGCCCAGCGCCAGCUGAUCACACUCGCCCGCGCAGCGCCCGCCGGCCCCCUCGCAGCCCGGCAGGUUCCGGAGCUUAGUCUCGCGCUCUGCCGCGCCCGCCCACCCUCGGCGUCUCGCGUCCGGCCCUUCCUCCCCCAACCCCAAGCCAUCCCACCUCUCAUCCUCGCCACCCCUGGGACAGCUCUCAGCUAAGCCGUGUCCCCUCCCUUGCAAACGCAACGACCACCCUCCCAACCCCCAGCACAACCCUCAGCGAGAAAGCCCAGCUGGGUCUAGCCAGUUACACCGGUCAACGAGGGUCUCCAUCGCAGCCGGCCGCCCUAAUUCACGCUCAUUCAUAUUCAUUCUCUUUUCUCUCUGUCCCUCUUCCUGUCUCCCCUAAGACUCCUAACUAGACAGGCCGAUCCUCCCCAGCGGCACUCCCUUUCAUUCUUCCCCUCCCACCACACACACACACACACACACACACACACACACCCGGACCCAGACAGCCCACUCCACUUUCCAGACGCCCACCUCCUACAUACUCCCCUCCCCUAAGCAGACAUUCACCCACUCACCAUCUGUAGCCUCCUUCCGCCCCCCGCCCCGCCCGCCCGCCCGGCUCCCCCUCCCCAAGAAGCAGACCUGCACAGUGGGACGCAGGGACCCCCGCCAAACGCUCUGGCCGUGCGCGCCGCACCGACCUCCGCCCGCCCCGCUGGGAAACUAACAAAGGCGGGCUCUAGCCCGGAGCCCAGGAGCCGAGAGCGGCGGCUGCGGGGCCGGGGAGCCUGGGCCGGGCCAGGCUAGGACUACUCCGGAGUCAGGAGGCAGCAGCGGCGGAGGACGCGGAUCCCUGGCCCUCAGAGCCUCUUGGACGCCGCCGGCACCAUGGGCUGCUGCACCGGGCGCUGCUCGCUCAUCUGCCUCUGCGCGCUGCAGUUGCUCUCAGCAUUAGAGAGGCAGAUCUUUGACUUCCUUGGUUUCCAGUGGGCACCUAUUCUUGGAAAUUUUCUACACAUAAUAGUUGUCAUAUUGGGUUUGUUUGGAACCAUUCAGUACAGACCUCGAUACAUCAUGGUGUAUACAGUGUGGACUGCCCUCUGGGUCACCUGGAAUGUGUUCAUUAUCUGCUUCUAUUUGGAAGUCGGUGGACUUUCUAAGGAUACCGAUCUAAUGACAUUCAAUAUCUCUGUCCAUCGGUCAUGGUGGAGAGAACAUGGGCCUGGCUGUGUCAGAAGAGUGCUGCCUCCCUCAGCCCAUGGCAUGAUGGACGACUACACGUACGUCUCUGUCACAGGCUGCAUCGUUGACUUCCAGUACCUGGAGGUCAUCCACAGUGCCAUCCAAAUACUACUCUCUUUGGUGGGUUUUGUGUAUGCCUGUUAUGUGAUCAGUAUUUCCAUGGAAGAAGAAGAUACAUUUGAUUUCAUAGGUGGACUUGAUACCCACUCCUACUACCAGGAUCAUGUUGAGUUAAAGCCUGUUAAGCCAGUCGAAAUAAGUAAUGACAUUGAACCAGAAAUGCGGCUGCUGAACUUGACUUAGGGAGCAAAGCACCACUGACUGACUGCGAGCCUCGGUGGAUCCGACCCGCCUCACGUUCCUUCCACCGGCUGGACUGUGCUUCCCAGCUUUCCCACAAAUCAUGGAGUUCUUCGGUCAUAGCCUUUGUAUUAUUAGCAUUGUUCUCUAGAUGAGUUUUAGGUACUUGGGUGGGUAUUUUUUUAGUCAUUUUUUUCUUAUAUAAACACUUGUAAAUCACAAAAAAAAAAGAAAAAGAAAGAAGAGAAAAAAACAAUUUGGUUUUAAAUUUUUAACAAUAUUUAAUGUGAGGCAUGCAAAAUGAAAAAGCAAAUCUCUGAAAAAGUUCUUUCUACAGUCAAUUCUAAGAGAAAUCUCAGUGCGUGUCAUGGAGAUGUGAAGUCAGCACUUCUGACUGUUGAAGUUAUUCUAAGCCUGAUGAACUUGUUUUAACAGACAUUACCUGUGGUUAUCAGCCACCAAGGUAGACCCUGUAACAACAGAUAAACGGGUACAAGUAAUGGAUCCAGCUUUCAGAUCGAAUAUUGGUCAUUUUUUUAACACCACACACCAAAACAUGAAGUCCUCCUUUGUUCUUGACUUCUUAAAACCCAGAACAAUAUUACAGCAAUCUAAAUUUUCAGAUUUGUGCAUAUCUCAUUCUUCCUGUAUUCUGAAAAACAAUAUAUAUAUAUACACACACAUACAUAUACAUACAUAUCGUGGGCACAUGGAAAAGCAGAAUGAUUAAUAGAACCCCUUUCUCCUUUGGAGGGAAUAUAGUUAUAUCUGAGGUCCAUAUUUUCUACUCAUUAUUCCAUUCCUGACACUGGUGUCAGACCUAAACAUACAGCUCAUGGGCUUGUGGAACAGAAAUCACAACCAUAGACCUCCAGUCAAGAACUUUGCUCUUGGGAUAUUCAAAACAAGCAUUAAAAUGCUGCGGCAUGCUCUAUCAAUACUUCUAAAGGAGACAUUUAUGUUUGAGCAACAUUAGCCUUUCUUUCUCCUACCCCAGCCCAAUAACCAAGAAAAUGAUAGAGUAAGGACUGUCUUGAAAAUGCAUUACAGUUGUGUUUUUUAAAUUGGCAUAAAAUAUAUAUAUAUGGUAAAAUGCACAAAUACUGAUGGUACAAUUUGAUUAGCUUUGAUUACACACUCGUGUAACCAAAGCCUCAAUGAAAAUGCAGAACAUUUCCGUCAGUUUAGAAAAUUCCCUUAUGCCCUCUUUCAGGAAAUGCCUACAUUCUCAUAGACAACCACUGUGCUGAUUUUCAUCAUCACUGAUAAUAUUGUCUGUUCUCAAUAUAAAAUAUAUACUCUUUUCACAUCGCUUUUGCUUAAACUUCUCAAUCACUAUUUUUUAAAAGAAGAUGUUUUGCUCACUGUGUAACAACCGCAGUGAAGCUCCCUAUGGGCCAGAAAGUUGUGCACACGUGGUUAUUAACUCAGUCCACGCAUCAGUAAGAAGUCAGUCUAUAAGCCACCUAAAACUGUUACAAAUGUUUCUAUGUGUGUAAAAGUCCUUUUUUUUCUUGUUCUUCUUUUGGAGCCUGUAGAUUUCAUGAGACUUUUUUUUUAAAAAUCAGAGCUUAACAUGGCAAAGUUUGCCUUCAUUCCUCCAAGCUCAUGACAACCACAAUGAGCCAUUUGGAGACCUAAUUUAUUCCUUAGCCUCCAGAUUAUAUCCCUUUAAUCUGUUAGUACCCACAAACUCCUGUCACUCAUUCCACUUAAUAAAUCCAAAUUCAAAAUAAAGAAAAGCUGGCAGGGACCUUGAAGAUGGUAGAAUCCAAGCCACCAUUCUGCAGAUGAGGGGGCUGAAGCCCAGGGGAUUUGGUGAACUUGUCCAGAGCCUAUAUCUUUACACAGGAGCAAAAGCCAUGACAACGGACAGAGAACAUGAGGCAAACGUUGCGGUUUGGGUCCCAUCCAUCACUGUGUUCUUGGACAGUGUUUGACAUCUCCGCACUGGAGUUUUCCUCAUCUAUGAAGUGGGACUAUGAUCCCUAUCUCCCAAAGGUGGGGUGAGAAUUUAACAGAAAAGGUAAAAAAAAAUUCUCAGUACAUGGUGAAGCACUCCACAGUCAAAGGAGGCGAUUAUUAUUAAUAAAGUCAAAUCGCUCCUCUGUACCCUGUCUGCACUUUCCACUCAAGCACUAUGAAGAGCCCACAGAAACAACUCACUCUUCCAUUUCCUAAAAAGCAGCUGGGAAAAAUGUUGCCCAAAUUUAAAUAAUUUGAAAUAAACUGAAAAGUGCUUUAAUUUAAAAAUAACUGUUUUAUUCAAAUUUCAUAAUGCUAAUAAUUAUUGUUAGUAUUGUAAUGACUAUUGAAAAAGCUGAUGAAAUGUCAAAACUGUAGAGAAUCAGUAAAACAGAAGGAUAAAAUGAGUAUUGAAAUCUUUUAAGCUGUCACUUAAUUACCCCCGCACAUACACACACAAAAAAACGUGGUUAACAUUUCACAAAACAGUACCGUACUAAACUUUGUUGCUAUUUUGUCUUUAGAUGAAUUUGUACAUACUUCUAGUAGGCAUUGCAGGGUCCUGAACUUUGUCUAAGUGCAGAUAACAGCUUUGAGGAGAAAAUCCUUACAUUAGGGAUCUGUCUAUGAAUAUUCAAAUAGGCAACUAUUUAAUAUGGUAUACGUGUUUUCAUUUUUCAUCUUUCUUUACUUAAAUAUGAAGUUAUAACUCUUUCAGUCCCCAACCACAGCAAUCCAUCAAGAUCGUCCUAGUGUUUUGGAAAAUUUGCCACUCAUCAGAAACAAGUUAGAUUGAUCUCCCACCUCCGCUUCUCUCUUUUCUUCUCCCUGCCUCUCAUCUUCUGGGCUGCUCUUUGGGGGAUAUGCUUCUGUAAGACAAAAGGAAAAAAAGAAGUGCAGAGUUGUACGGUAAUACUCAGCUGUUACCGGUUAAUCUGGGUAAUUCCGAUGCAGUACUGUCCCAGUUACUAUUCCAUGGAAGUGAAUGCUUGCAGUUCUUGCUUUUGCCUCCAGUCUUAGAGAAUGUACUCUGCAUUGUGCAUAUCCAGCAGGGUUUUCAGCAAAGGCAUGGUCACUACAUGCACCGUAUGUUCUUGCAAAACCUCAGCUUCUCCAUAUGCAAUUGUGUGUCUGGUCAGAGUAAGGGAAAAUGAAUGCAUCCCUUAGCCUGUACUCAUUGGCCAGAAUCCUCACUAUCUUAAGAGAUGAUGCAGCUCUAGAUUCAAGAGCUCUCCUCAGAAGUGGCCCUGGCAAAACUGAAGAUAGGACAUCCACUGCUCUUUAGCAUCUAGUGCUGACUGAAAUGGAGAGGUGGACAUUUAAAGCCAGUGUUUUUCCUCUUGGAGCCACCUUAGCACUGAGUCUUGUAAACUUUGGCCAACCCUUCUGCAGGCCGUGCCUUCUAUCUUGUGUGAAUGAUGCACUUUCUCAAGUGUCUUCUGCUGACCUUUUGCAGCACUGCAGGAAGCUGGGAUGAUUUCCAGCUUCGCUUUUCUUUAUUUGAGCUUCUGGUCAUGUUUCAAAGCCAGCAAUAUCUAAGUAAGGGAGUUAGAGGGAGGGUUAGAAAAUUACCAAAGGACACAAAAUGUCUUGGGGUGUGGAACAGCACACAUCAGAGAAAUCUCAAACAUCUCUUGGGAAAAUCUCUAAAUGUUUAUGUCCCCAAGUAUCUUGGCCUUCCACCUGCCACAUAGUGUGAGGGUCUGUGUCCCUCAAAUGAAAAUACACGUUCUUACCGCUUCAAAUCUGGGAGGUGGUUGGCUCAUUUGUUUGAAGACAACUUGACACUUUGUCCUAGCAAAAUACUGACUUCUUUGAUUUUUCCUUCAGAAAAAUAAAUCAUACUAUUGCUAUAGAUCUGAAUAAGGGAGGCAACCAGCUUCAAGAGGCUGGCUCUAACAAAAUACGGCAAGGCUGCCAUCUGUCUCACUUAAUGAAUAGGACACUCCUGCUUGGGAAUAAUUUGUCUUCAUUAAAACCAGCUAAAAUAUACAUUGCAAAUCUGAUGAAAACCAUCAUGACUCUCUGCUAAAUUGAGAAGCAAAAACCAAAAUUUCUCUUUUCAGUCUUAGCAAAUUAAAAGGAAUCUUGCCAAGAAUGAACAGAUCUUCAUUGCACCCCUAAUUUAAAAAUAAAUGGUGUCCCCAGAUAUGGACUAUCCUGGCUAAUUUUUUUAAAGCAAAUACUAACUUAUUUUUUCUGAGUUGCUUCAAUAUGUAAAUUGGAUAAAUUUUAUAGUUGAUUAGAAUGCAAAUGUUCUAACUUGACAUUUUUGCCUAAGAUACUUUCUUUCAAGGUAUAGCUGAAUUAAGUAGAAAAAUGUAAAUAAUUGAUUGUUUAAAACUGUAACACCUUGAAUGUCUGGGUUUUUGUUUCCUUCUAAUUUAAAAUUUAUUCAUAACCUUUGUUUGAUAGAAGGUCUGCUGAAGUUUCUAAGAACCAUGCUGAAAUAUUUGUGAUAAAUAGGCCCACAACUCAAGGCUACUGUGCCCAAAAGUGAACUGACACCAUGUCUGGCCAUCUGUUCCUUUUCUAACUGUUCACUAUGCUGCAUAGUGACCAGAAAGGGAACAGAUGACCAGACACGGUGGCUCAUGCCUGUAAUCCCAAAGCUUUGGAAAGUUGAGGUGAGAGGAUCACUUGAGACCAGGGGUUCAAGAUAUGUAUCUCUACACUCUAUCUCUACAAAAAAAAAAAAAAAAAAAACCUUUAAAUUAGCCAAGUGUGGUGGCAUGUACCUAUUGUCCCAGCCACUUGGAGGGUUGAGGGAAGAAGGGAAGAAGAUUACUUGAGCCCAGGAAUUAGAGGCUCCAGUGAUUGCACUACUGCACUCCAACCUGGGCAAGAGAGCAAGAGCCUGUCUCUAAAAGAAAAGAGAGAAAGAGAAAAGAAGAACAUAUAUUUUAAUUAUUAGAAAAAUGUAUUUAUCAAUAAAUAAUUCUCAAAAAAUGGAAUUAUCAAAAAAUUCAAAAGUUGUAGGUAACAUCUUUUUCAUCUGAAAAAAGUUUAGUUUCUUGUUGAAGACUAAAAAGAAAAAUGCCAAUUAUUGAAUGUGGAUAUAGCUUUUUAAAUAUUGAUAUUUGUAGAAAAAUUUGGUGGCAGGCAAAAAAUGAAUCAUCUUCUUUGAACAUUCAUUCAUAUAAAGGGUAAGAAUCAAUGUGAAAUACUAAACAUUUUUUUAAACUGAAAUAUUUGAAGAAUCCAAAAUAUGCUUUAGCUGGAGCUUGAGAGCUGAGUAAAAAGAAGAAACAAAUAGAAGGUAGAAAGAAAGAGAGAGGGGAAUGGAGAGAAGGUGAGGAAGAGAAAAAGAAAGCAAAGGAAUGCAUAGGGAGACAGGAAGAAAGAUUCCAAAGUUGAAAGUCACCUAACUGGGAUUUGAACGGUGUCAAUUCUUAAUUCAGAGUUUUGUUCUAAUUUCUUUGAUUGACUACAAACAUUGAAUAUUUUCCAGGUAAGGCACGUUUUUCCCUUCCUCUUCGGACCUAGUAAGAAACAGUUUGACGAAACCAAUGAUCUCUCCAGUCCUCAUAGAAUUGGCUUUGACAGACACCUUUGAUAGUCUACAUUAGUUAGAAUUAGACUCAUCUACAAGUGACAGAAAAAGAAAAAUGACAAUGGAUUAAAUAAGAUAGAGGUGUAUUUCUCUUUUUAUUUCAAAAUUCUGGAGAUAGUUGGCGAAGAGGUGGAUGUGAUUUCCCUAGAGACAAGGACUAAGACUCCUCUCUUGUUGCUUCAUCCUCUGUGGCCGCCAUUUUCAAGACCAUAACACAACUCAAAAUGGCUGCUGAAGCUCCAGCCAUUGCUUUUGUAUUCUGGCCUUGGAGAUGGAAAAGGAACAAAAAAGAGUGCUUCUUUCCAUUAAGGAUAUGACUCAGAAGUACACAUACUACUUCUGCUUACCUCUCAUUAGCCAAAACUUGGUCCGUCCCAAAAUUUGAGGCAAAGGAAGCUGGGUAUCACAGUCUCUAUUCUUAAUCACUUUAUACUUAACUAAAAAUUAGGAGCUUUGCCGGGCAUAGUGGCUUAUUCCUGUAAUUCCAGCAAUUUGGAAGGCAAGGGUGUGCAGAUCACUUGAGCUCACGAGUUCAAGAUCAGCCUGAGAAACAUGGUAAAACCCCAUAUAGAGAAAAAAUACAAAAAUUAGCUAAGUGUGAUGGUGUGUGUCUGUAAUCCCAGCUAUCUGGGAAGCUGAAGUGGGAGGAUUGUUUGAGCCUGGGAGAUGGAGGUUGCCAUGAGCAGAGAUCAUGUCACUGCACUCCAGCCUGGGAGAUGGAGCCAGAUUUUGUCAAAAAAAAAAAAAAGGAGGAGAGGAGGCUUCAUUUAUUAGUAACAAAAGGAAAAUAAACUAAUACUUAGCAGUUUCAGUCACACAGUUCAAACUAAUUGACAUCAUUUCUUGGAACAGUGUUUUCAUUUAUACUACUUUAAUUAUAAUACAUUCUAGAAAAAUGUAUAUAUAUUCUUCUGUUCUGUGAGAAAUUUAAUCAUCAGGUCUGUGAAAUGAGAAUUUCUGCCUCAUCUUGUUUCCUUAUCUUGUCUUUGUUGUUAGAAAGAAAUGAAAAUAAAUCUAUGGCACUAAAUCCUUCUGUAUUUUCCAUAAUUUUGCAGAGUGGUUUGGCUUUUCUUCUCUAAAAUGGAAUUUAAAAUUUAGAGCCAAUCUAAUGUUUUGCUUGGUCCUCAUUGUCCUGCCACAAUAAAUUAAUGCUUCUAUGGUCAUAACACUUAGCUAUUUUAUUUUGGUAGGGCCUUCUCUUCCUGAUUGAUUAGUAUUAUUAUUAUUUUCUUGCUAUCCGGCUUAACAAGUACAUAAUAGAUAGUGCUUAGGAAGUGAAGGGUAGGGGUGAUAAAUAAGAAGUAUAUGAUCUUUUCUUUUCUCUCAGUAAAAGCUGGAUCUGUUUUUCCCUUCACCUAUUUUUCUUCAAGAUAUAAUAUUGGCUACAGUGGAAUGAGUAUUUAAAUUGUCCAAAAAAAUACAAUUGAGGGAAUUCAUAAAAUUUUUUGUAUAUAUAUAUAUAUUUGGGGGAGCAAAAUAGGACUUUUUAUUUUUAUUUUUAACUACCAGAUUAAGUGUGCAGAUAAACCAAAUGCUAAUCUUUUAUCUUUCUAUUUUUUCAAAUAGAAAAAUGAAACUAGGCCGGGCGCGGUGGCUCAAGCCUGUAAUCCCAGCACUUUGGGAGGCCGAGGCGGGUGGAUCACGAGGUCAACAGAUCGAGACCAUCCUGGUCAACAUGGUGAAACCCCGUCUCUACUAAAAAUACAAAAAAUUAGCUGGGCAUGGUGGCGCGUGCCUGUAAUCCCAGCUACUCAGGAGGCUGAGGCAGGAGAAUUGCCUGAACCCAGGAGGUGGAGUUUGCGGUGAGCCGAGAUCGUGCCAUUGCACUCCAGCCUGGGCAACAAGAGCGAAACUCCAUCUCAAAAAAAAAAAAAAAGAAAAAUGAAACUAAUGUCAAUAAUUAAACCUCCCAAGAUUUUCUUGUCUCUCUGUCAAUAUCAAGUUCAUUGUCAACUUACAUGCUUCCCAGUUUAUAUUUGUGAAGGCAGAUUAUACACAUGAGACAGUGGUGAAUAAAUCCACCCCAAAAUUCCUUUGCAGAUCUUGAGUAUUAGACAUCAAUCUCCAUGACUUAUUUACGUUCUUUUUUUAGAUAUAUGUACUUAAAGUUCUGGGAUAUAUGUGCAGAAUGUACUGGUUUGUUACACAGAAAUAGUUGUGCCACGGUGGUUUGCUGCACUCGUCAACUCGUUAUCUACAUUAGGUAUGUCUCUAAUAUUAUCCCCCCAUCCCCUGACAGGCCCAUGUGUGAUGUUCCCCUCCCUGUGAUGAUAUAUUCUCGUUGUCCAACUCCCACUUAUGAGUGAGAACAUGCAGUGUUUGGUUUUCUGUUGCUGUAUUACUUUGCUGAGAAUUAUGGCUUCCAUAUCCAUAUCCCAUAUCCCUUCAUCUAUAUCCCUGCAAAGGACACGAACGCAUCCUUUUUCAUGGCUGCUUAGUAUUCUAUAGUGUAUAUGUGCCACAUUUUCUUUGCCCAGUCUAACACUGAUGGGCAUUUGAGCUGGCUCCAAGUCUUUACUAUUGUGAAUAGUGCUGCAAUAAACAUAUGAGUGUCUAUGUUUUUAUAGUAGAAUGAUUUAUAAUCCUUUGGGUAUAUACCCAGUAAUGGGAUUGCUGGGUCAAAUGGUAUUUCUAGUUCUAGAUCCUUGAGGAAUCACUACACUGUCUUCCACAAUGGUUGAACUAAUUUACACUCCCACCAACAGUGUAAAAGUGUCUCUAUUUCUCCACAUCUUCUCCAGUAUCUGCUCUUUCCUAACUUUGUAAUGAUCACCAUUCUAACUGGCAUGAGACAGUAUCUCAUUGUGGUUUUGAUUUGCAUUUCUCUAAUGACCAAUCAUGAUGAGUUUUUUUUCAUAUGUUUGUUGCCCACAUAAAUGUCUUCUUUUUAGAAGUGACUGUUCAUAUCCUUUGCCCACUUUUCAAUGGGGUUGUUUUUUUCUUCUAAAUUUAUUUAGGUUCUUUGUAGAUUCUGGAUAUUAGCCCUUUGUUAGGUGAAUACAUUGCAAAAAAAUUUUCUCCCAUUCUGCAGGUAGCCUGUUCACUGUGAUGAUAGUUUUUUUUGGCGGGGGGGAGGGGUUUGUUUUGUUUUGUUGUUUUGGUUUUUGUUUUUCGGUGUGUGUGUGUGUGUGUGUGUGUGUGUGUGUGUUUAUUUUAUUUUAUUUUAUUUUUGCUUUACAGAAGCUUUUUAGUUUAAUUAAAUCCCAUUUGUCAAUUUUGACUUUUGUUGCCAUUACUUUUGGUGUUUUAGUCAUAAAGUCUUUGUCCAUGCCUAUGUCCUGAAUGGUACUGCCUAAGUUGUUUUCUAGGGUUUUUAUAGUUUUAAAUCUUACAUUUAAGUCUUUAAUCCACUUUGAGUUAAUUUUUGUAUAAGGUGUAAGAAAGGGGUCCCAUUUCAGUUUUCUGCACACGGCUAGCCAGUUUUGACAACACCAUUUAUUAAAUAGGGAAUCCUUUUCCCAUUGCUUGUUUUUGUCAGGUUUGUCAAAGAUCAGAAUGGUUGUAGUUGUGUGACAUUAUUUCUGAGGCCUCUGUUUUGUUCCAUUGGUCUAUAUAACUGUUUUGGUACAAGUACCAUGCUGUUUUGGUUACAGUAGCCUUGUAUUAUAGUUUGAAGUCAGAUAGCAUGAUGCCUCCAGCUUUGUUCUUUUUGCUUAGGAUUGUCUUGGCAUACAGGCUCUUUGUCCAUUCCAUAUGAAAUUUAAAGUAGUUUUUUUCCAAUUCUGUGAAGAAAUUCAAUGGUAGCUUGAUGGGGAUGGCAUUGAAUCUAUAAAUUACUUUGGGCAGUAUGGCCAUUUUCAAGAUGUUAUUCUUCCUAUCCAUGAGCAUGGAAUGUUUUUCCAUUUAUUUCUGUCCCCACUUAUUUUUUUGAGCAGUGGUUUGUAGUUCUCCUUGAACAGGUCCUUCACAUUUCUUGUAAGUUUUUAUUUACAAGAAAUGUGAAUAAAAUACAUACACAUUUCUUGUAUGUAUUUUAUUCUCUUUGUAGCAAUUGUGAAUGGGAGUUUGCUCAUGAUUUGGCUCUCUGCUUGUCUAUUAUUGUGUAUAAAAAUGUUUGUGAUUUCGUACAUUGAUUUUGUAUCCUGAGGCUUUGCUGAAGUUGCUUAUCAGCUUACGGAGUUUUUGGACUGAGAUGAUGGGGUUUCCUAAAUAUAUAUAAUCAUGUCAUCUACAAACACAGAUAAUUUGACUUUCUCUCUUCCUAUUUGAAUAUGCUUUCUUUCUUUCUCUUGCCUGAUUGCCGUGGCCAGUACUUCCAAUACUAUGUUGAAUAGGAGUGGUGAGAGAGGGUAUCUUUGUCUUGUGCCACUUUUCAAAGGGAAUGCUUCCAGCUUUUGCCCAGUUAGUAUGAAGCUGUGGUUUUGUCACAAACAGCUCUUAUUAUUUUGAGAUAUGUUCCAUCAACACAUAGUUUAUUGAGUGUUUUUUAGCCUAAAAGGGUGUUAAAUUUUAUUGAAGGCCUUUUCUGUAUCUAUUGAGAUAAGCAUGUGGUUUUUGUCAUUGGUUCUGUGAUGGAUUACGUUUCCUGAUUUGUAUAUAUUGAACCAGCCUUGCAUCCCAGGGAUGAAACCAACUUGGUCGUGGUGGAUAAGCUUUUUAAUGUGCUGCUGGAUUCAGUUUGCCAGUAUUUUAUUGAAGAUUUUUGCAUCAAUGUUCAUCAGAGAUAUUGGCCUAAAAUUUUCUUUUUUUGUUAUAUCUUUGCCAAAUUUUGGUAUCAGGAUGACGCUGGCCUCAUAAAAUGAGACAGGGAGCAGUCUCUCUUUUCCUAUUGUUUGGAAUCAUUUUAGAAGAAAUAGUACCAGCUCCUCCCUGUACCUAUGGUAGAAUUUGGCUGUGAGUCCAUCUGGUAAUGGGCUUUUUAAAUUAUUAGUAGUAGUAGGGUAUUAAUUUCUGCCUAAAUUUCAGAACUUUUUGUUGGUCUUUUCAGGAAUUCGACUUCUUCCUGAUUUAGUCUUGGGAGGGUAUAUGUGUUGAGGAAAUCCAUUUCUACUAGGUUUUCUAGUUUAUUUGCAUAGAGCUGUUUAUAGUAUUCUCUGAUGGUAGUUUAGAUUUCUGUGGGAUCAGUGGUGAUCUCCCCUUCAUUAUUUUUUACUAUGUCUAUUUGACUCUUCUCUCUUUUCUUUUUUAUGGGUCUAGCUAGCCAUCUAUCUAUUUUGUUAAUCUUCUCAAAAAGCCAGCUCCUGGAUUCAUUAAUUUUUUGAAAUGUUUUUCUUAUCUCUAUCUCCUUCAGUUCUACUCUGAUCUUAGUUAUUUCUUGUCUUCCACUAGCCUUUUGAAUUUGUUUGCUCUUGUUUCUCUAGUUCUUUUAAUUUUGAUCUUAGGGUGUCCAUUUUAGAUCUUUCCCGCUUUCUCCUGUGGGCAUUUAGUGCUAUAAUUUUCCCUCUAAACACUGCUUAACUCUGUCCCAGAGAUUCUGAUAGGUUAUGUCUUUGUUCUCAUUGGUUUCAAAUAACUUAGUUAUUUCUGCCUUAUUUUCAUUAUUUACCCAGUAAUCAUUUAGAGGCAGGUUGUUCAGUGUCCAUAUAGUUGUGCAAUUUUGAGUGAGUUUCUUAAUCCUGAGUUCUAAUUUGAUUGCACUGUGGUCUGAGAGACUAUUUGUUAUGUUUCCAUUCUUUUGGCUUUGCUAAGGAGUGUUUUACUUCCAAUUAUGGGGUAGAUUUUAGAAUAAGUGCUAAGUGGUGGUGAGGAGAAUGUAUAUUCUCUUGGUUUGUGGUGGAGAGUUCUGUAGAUGUCUAAUAGAUCUGCUUGGUCCAGAGCUGAAGUUCAAGUCCUGGAUAUCCUUGUUAGUUUUCUGUAGUGUUGAGCUGUGUAAUAUUGACAGUGGAGUGUUAAAGUCUCCCACUAUUAUUGUGUGGGAAUCUAAGUCUCUUUUUAGGUCUCUAAGAACUUGCUUUAUGAAUCUGGGUCCUCCUGUGUUGGUUGCAUAUAUAUUUAGGAUAGUUUGCUCUUCUUGUUGCAUUGAUUCCUUUACUAUUACAUAAUGCCCUUUGUCUCUUUUUAUCUUUGUAGGUUUAAAAUUUAUCAGAGACUAGGAUUCAAAUCCCCGCUUUUUUUUUUUUUUUUUUUUUGCUUUCCCAUUUACUUGGCAAAUAUUCCUCCAUCCCUUUACGUUGAGCCUAUGUGUGUCUUUGCACAAGAGAUGGGUUUCCUGAAUACAGCACACAAUGAGUCUUGACUUUUUAUCCAAUUUGCCAGUCUGUGCCUUUUAAUUAGGACAGUUAGCCCAUUUACAGUUAAAGUUAGUAUUGUUAUGUGUGAAUGUGAUCCUUUCAUUAUGAUACUAGCUGGUUCUUUUGCCCAUUGAUUGAUGCAGUUUCUUCACAGUGUCGAAGUCUUUACAUUUUGAUUUGUUCUUGCAGUGGCUGGUACCAGGUUUUCCUCUCCAUAUUUAGUGUUUCCUUCAAUAGCUCUUGUAAGGCAGGCCUGCUGAUGACAAAAUUCCUCAGCAUUUGCUUUUCUGUAAAGGGUUUUAUUUCUCCUUUACUUAUGAAGCUUAGUUUAGCUGAAUAUGAAAUUCUGGGUUGAAAAUUCUUUUCUUUGAGAAUGUUGAAUAUUGGCCCCCAAUCUCUUCUGGCUUGUAGGGUUUCUGCAAAGAGAUAUGCUGUUAGUCCAAUAGGUUUCCCUUCGUGGGUAACCCUCUGGCUGUCCUUAACAUUUUUUUCCUUCAUUUCAAACUUGGUGAAUCUGAUGAUUGUGUGUCGUGGUGUUGCUAUUCUUGAGAAGCAUCUUUGUGGUGUUCUCUUUUUUUUUCCUGAAUUUGAAUGCUGACCUGCCUUGCUAGGUUGGGGAAGUUCUCCUGGAUAAUAUCCUAAAGUGUGUUUUCCAACUUGGUUUCAUUCUCCCUGUAAUUUUCAGGUACACCAGUCAAAUGUAGGUUUGGUCUUUUCACAUAGUCCCAUAUUUCUUGGAGGCUUUGUUCAUUACUUUUCAUUCUUUUUUCUCUAAUCUUGUCUUUAUGCUUUAUUUAAUUAAGUUGAUUUUCAAUCUUUGAUUGAUUCAGCUAUUGAUAAUUUGUAUGUUUCAUGAAGUUCUCAUGCUGUGUUUUUCAGCUCCAUCAGGUUAUUUAUGUUCUUCUCUAAACUGUUUAUUCUAGUUAGCAGUUCCUCUAACCUUUUUUCAAGGUUCUUAGCUUGCUUACCUUGGGUUAGAACAUGCUCCUUUAGCUUGGAGGAGUUUGUUAUUAUCCACCUUCUGAAGCCGACUUCUGUCAAUUCAGCAAACUCAUUCUCUGUCCAGUUUUGUUUCCUUUUUGGAAGAGAAGAGGUAUUCUGUUUUGGGGAAUUUUCAGCCUUAUUGCACUGUUUUUUCCUCCUCUUCAUGGAUGUAUCUGCCCUUGGUCCUUGCUGUUGGUGACCUUCAGAUGGAGUUUUUGCAUGGUCAUCCUUUUUGUUGAUGUUGAUGCUAUUGCUUUCUGUUUGUUAGUUUUCCUUCUAACAGUCAGGCCCCUCUUCUGCAGGUCUGCUGGAGUUUGCUAGGGGUCCACUCCAGACCCUGUUUGCCUGGGUAUCACCAGCAGAGGUUGCAGAACAGCAAAACUUGCUGCCUGCCUGCUUCUACCUCUGAAAACUUCAUCCCAGGGAGGCACCCACCAAAUGCCAGCUGGAGCUCUCCUGUAUGAGUUGUCUCUCUGACAGGUGGCGUGGGGGUCAGGGACCUAUUUGAGAAGGCAGCUGUCCCUUAGCAGAGCUGGAGUGCUGUGCUGGGAGAUCUGCUGCUCUCUUCAGAGGUGGCAGGCAGGAACAUUUAAGUCUGCUGAAGCUGCGCCCACAGCCUCCCCUUCCCUCAGGCACUCUGUCCCAGAAGGAUGGAAGUUUUAUCUGUAAGCCCCUGACUGGGGCUGCUGCCUUUCUUUCAGAGAUGCCCUGCCCAGAGAGGAGGAAUCUAGAGAGGCAGUCUGACUACAGCAGCUUUGUGGCACUGCAGUGGGCUCUGCCCAGACGGAAUGUCACAUGGGCUUUGUUUACAAUAUGAGGGGAAAAUUGGCUACCUUAGUAAUGGUGGAUGCUCCUCCCCUCACCAAGCUUAAGCAUCCCAGGUCGACUUCAGACUGCUGUGCUGGUAGAAAGAAUUUCAUGCCUGUGUAUCUUACCUUGCUGGGCUCCAUGGGUUUGGGAUCUAUUGACCAAGACCACUUGGCUCCCUGGUUUCAGCCCCCUUUCUAGGGGAGUGAAUAGCUCUGUCUUGCUAGCGUUCCAGGUGCCACUGGGAUACAAAAAGAAACUCCUUCAGCUAUCUCGGUGUCUGCCCAAACAGCCGCCCAGUUUUGUGCUUGAAACCCAGGGCUCCAGCGGUAUAAGCAGCUGAGGGAAUCUCCUGGUCUUUGGGUUGUGAAGACCAUGGGAAAAGCAUAGUAUCUGGGCUGGAGUGCACUGUCCCUCACAGCAUGAUCCCUCAUGGCUUCCCUUGGCUAGGGGAAGGAGUUCCUUGACCCCUUGCACUUCCUGGGUGAGGCGAUACCCCACCCUGCUUCUACUCGCCAUUCGUGGGCUGCACCCACUGUCUAACUAGUCCCAGUGAGAUGAACCAGGUACCUCAGCUGGAAAUGCAGAAAUCACCUGCCUUCUGCACUGGUCUUGCUGGCAGUUACAGAUGGGAGCUGUUCCUAUUUGGCCAUCUUGCCCCAGAAUCUGUAAUUAUAUUGUAUUGUAUAUUCUUCCUAGGCUGGGUCUGUGUGUGUUUGUGUGUGUGUGUGUGUGUGUGUGUGUGUGUGAAAGACAGGGAGAGACAGAAACAGAGACAAAGAGACAGAGACAGAGAAACAGAAACAGAGACAUCUUCCAGGUAUUGCUUAUUAAGCAAUAUUCCAUGAAGUCACUGAAAAGUGUUAUAUUCUCCUAAUACCUAGUGUUGGCAAGUCUGGCAGCUGUCACUGAUGAUUUAAAGAAGAUUGGGUGACUUAUUCAUGUACACACAUAUCCACAAUCAAACUUCAACAGCUGAGUGUACCCUUUUCUAAAUAAUCACAUUGCUAAAAUGUGCCAUAUGCCCCAUUUCUUUAAGUGAUAAGUGGUAGAUUAUUAUUUUGGGGAGUGAAAGUUGAAAGAAAUAAGAUGUCUAAUACAAUGUGAUAUUUUCUCCAUAUAAUACAAUUUUAGCAUUGAAAGGGACCUCAGCAAUUCCAUUUGCCCCAUUUACAGAUAAGGAGACUGAGGCUGCUAGUUACAGUGGCUUUUGCUUUGUGUCCUGUUCCACUGGGGCUCCAUGCAAGUUCUCAGUCUAGUCCUCUUUCCUCUCCACUUGGUGGCCAUCAGCUGUAACAAGUCCUGACUAAACCAGGACUUUGUUGUUGGCUACAAUUUGACGUCUUUUUUCCUGAGCUUGUUCUGGCCCUGCUAGUCAAGGCUGCAGGGGAGCUUCAGAAAGACACCUGCUAUUGGCUUACCCACUCUUUGCCUUUCCUCUGUUUGGGUCUGAGCAUCAGAAAGUCACCUUCCAGCGAGUCUUUGUCUUGCUUUAGUCUUGUAUUUGCUUUAUAUUCAUCUUUACCUUUGUCUUCUGCAGGCAAAGAAGAAAUUCUAGACUUCAGAUCACUGUUCUUUGCUUCCCAAAAGACAGAAGAGCUCAAUCCUGGCUGCCAUGUUUUUUCUUUACUCUUAGUUUAAAUGUAAUUCCACAUGCCCUAGACAAGCCUCCUGAUAAUUUUUCAUCAAACAUGAAAAUAGCUUUCUUUUAACUGCUGGAUGUCAGUCUCUUCUAAAAAUUUGUUCCUACAGAACUGAUUUUGCAAAUCAGUGCUUAAUGUCACUUUUUGACUUCCUCACGUAGUUUCAUUUCUUUGACAUAUCUUUUUAAAGGGGAUUGCUCUCUUCUUCUGCCUCCUCAAAUCUAUCUUUAACCUCAAAUACCAGUCAUGCAAUGUAGUUUUAUUAAAUAAUAUACUAGAACCAUCUAUCUAAUGUGAAACCAAGCAUAAUCAUUGCAAUUAUUCCUGUUGAAUUCAUAUAAUAAUAACACAAAUAAGAGUAUGACAUAUAUAAAUGGUGAUUAGCUUUCUGGUUCCUUCAUUAAAACUUGCAUUGUGUUGUGCAGCCUUUUCUUUGCAUUGUCCAGGGGUUUUGUUAUUACAAACCAUAAUAUUUAACCCAUUUAUUCUACCAAUAUCUUUUAAUAUUUACUUCAUUACGUAGCUUUUUAUUUUUGACAUGUAUCUAAACUAGAAAAAAUGUUUCCUGUGCAUGAUAUUUUUAGGCAAAACAUAAUGUAUGGAGCACCAAGUGAAAUACCUGUAGAGAAUGAAAUUUUGGGCAAUUUGUAUGGCAUGCUUAAUUUGUUUCUACAUCACAAGCAAAGCUCAUUAAUUAUAUUUAUAAUUUUAAGCCACUUGUUUAAUGUUAUGGAUUUUAAAAAUCAGUUGAUUGGUUUUAGAAUUUUUAAUAAUACAGAGAAAAGCCAUUGAUUAUGGAACUCAAAUUAUCUAAGGUUUACCCAGAAGCCAGAAGUCAAAAUUACUUGGCCCUCUGUAAAGUUCUCUUUAUGAUCCUAGGCCCACGAAGUCUUUGGUCUGAAGUCUCAGAGCUUAAAUUGCAUUGGUCCUGUUAAUAUUUGUCUAAAAGGAAGUUUGUGCAGUGGUUUCAGGGUAGGGUUAAGAAGAUAACUCCUGGUCCUAUUUUAUUCUUUCUUCCUUUGUUCAGUACUCACGGCCAUCUACAACCUUCCUUGAUUCUAUUAUUCCUAAGCCUGUUAUUUCCACAUCUAUAAAAAUAGUGCUACAUAAUAAUUACAACCUUUAAGAAAAUGGAAUUUUCAUUAAAUGGUCCCUUCAAAGCUAUGAUGCUAGAUGACAGAUGUUAUUAGAAAGCCAGAGUAUUAGUAGCACCCAUGAUAAAAUAAGAAUAUGUCUCAUUUUCUUUUAAAGGCAUAGAUAUUCCAUUUUAAUCCUGAAAAAUUCAAAGAAAAUUUGGAUGUUAACACUUCAAAAUACUUUUACCUCCUUGAGGAGAACUCUGAAGUGAAAUGAAUUAAUAUCCAUUUCCGUUUCUAAAGCAAAAUGCCUGACACAGACUAACAAAGCUCUUUCUCAUCCCUGUUAGGAACUUAGGGGUGAGAACUCACACUGAGAACUUGUGAUGUGAAAACACUAAGGAAUUUCUGCCACUGCAGGAAAAAAAAAAAAAAAGACAAAAAUGGUCUUCUCGGGUGAGCUUAUCUUUCAUAUUUUUCUGAGACUUCCUAUAUAUGACAAGAACUCUGCUGCCUGGCAACCUCAUGUAUCCACAACAGAACUAAAAACCAUAAAACAAAUCUCUAUCCAAACAGAUUUUAUAAAAUCCACACUCUAAAACUCUUGAGUUUUCUUUAUAGGAAAGCUCUCCAACUCUGCGUUUAAAUCCUAUCUACUCUUAACUGAUACACAAUUCAAAUUACCUUAGUGAAAUAAUUUUCAAGCACAUAACAGAUUAAAAGCAGAAAAUGAGAAAGGUAUAGUAGAUAUUAUGUAAAAUAAGCAGAAACAGUGACAAUAAUUAAACACACUAUUGCUACCUAAAGGAAUAGAGAUAGAAAACUCAUGUAAAACUCUGAGCCAUAGUUUUAUGGGGAUAAUUAGGGUAAGAGUCUCCAGGCAGCACUGCAUUGCUUUACAAAACAGCAUUUCAUUUGCAUUAUGAUGAAUUCAGACUAUCAAUGUAAAAAUUCAUUUGUGUGAAUUAAGAACAAAUAUCCUUUUCUCCAGAUACUUUCCCUUCAUCUGUCCUGAAAUUAUGAAUUAUUGACUUUUAUUUAAAUAAGAUACCUUACUUUGAUCUGCUGGAAAACUUUCUGAUAAUCAUACAGAUCUUCAGUGUCUACAAUUUGAAUGGGAGCCUUUUCAUUUUUUUUUUUUUUAUUCACUAAAGUUUGGACACUGUACAACAAGUUUGGUCCUCUUGUGACUGGGUAAUUGGUCUAUACACUGCAGAUUAGACUAUUUAUAAACACUGAAGAAUUUUCAGGACAAUACAAAUUUCACUACACAUGAACAGAGGUGCUUGGCAGUAUUCACAAACAAUCCCAUUGACUGACUCUGAGGUGUACAUGUUGAGACUAAUAAAUAUAAUAUGUCCCAUGAACUUUAUAUGAAGAUAAAUUUUAGUGUUAAAUGUCAUCCCUCAGAUGAAGCGAUCACCUCUGUCAGAAUAAUUUGCUUUCUUUUUUUAAUGGAUUGGAGGUUUCAGUGGGAUGGGAGAAUCACAAGGAAUCAGGUGUUCAGAGGAAUGUAUUGAGUAGAGGUGAGGAAAUAAGAUGUUGAAAAGUAAAAAAAGGAGAGAAGGAGAGGAAGAAAGAGGAAGAAAAAGAGGGAGAGAGAACAGAAAUAUUGCUUCAUUCUAAAAAUGGGUAUUAGUAAUGGCCAAUCAAGAUUUUGUGUAUUUAAAAUGGAGAACUCUAUAAAUAUUUAUUGAGUUUACUUGUUCCAGAUCUGAGUUGAAGUCCUGGAUGUCCUUAUUAAUUUUCUGUCUCGUUGAGUCUAAAUCUCGUUAUGGGUCUUAUGUAUCUGGGUAUUAAGAUCUCUUAUUGUUGCAUUGAUCCUUUCACCACUGUAUCUUUGUUGCUUUGAAAUCUAUUUUAUCAAAUGUGAGAAUUGCAACUCCUGCUUUUUGUUUAUUUAUUUAUUUUUGCUCUCCAUUUGGUUGGUAAAUUUUUCUCCAACCCUUUGUUUUGAGUCUUUGCGUAUCUUUGGAUAUACCAUUAGGUUUUGGCUGUAUCUUUUGAUUGGGGGAUUUAGUCGAUUUAAAUUUAGGGUUACUGCCAUUUGAUGUUAACUGGCUAUUUUAUCCAUUCGUUGAUGUAAAUUCUUCUUUAUGUUGAUGCUCUUUACUUUUUGGUAUAUUUUUAGAAAGGCUCAUACUGGUUGUUCCUUUCUAUGUAUAAUGCUUCUUUCAGAAGUUCUUGUAAAGCAGGCCUGGUGGUAAUAAAAUCUCUGAGUACUUGCUUGUUCAUAAAAUAUUUUAUUUUUCCUUCAAUUAUGAAGCUUAGUUUGGCAGGAUAUGAGAUUCUAGGCUGAAAGUUCUGUUCUUUAAGUAUGUUGAAUAUUGGCCCCCACUCUCUUCUGGCUUGUAGGGUUUCCGCUGAGAGAUCUGCUGUAAGUCUAAUAGGCUUCCCUUUGUGGAUAACCUGGCCUUUCUCUCUGGCUGCCCUUAGUAUUUUUUCCUUCAUUUCGAUCCUGGUGAAUCUAACAAUUAUGUGCCUUGGGGUUGCUCUUCUUGAGGAAUAUCUUUGUGGUGUUCUCUGUAUUACCUGGGUUGAACAGUGUCCUGCUUUGCUAGAUUGGGAAAAUUUUCCUGGAUAAUAUCCUGAAAAGUAUUUUCCAGCUUGGAUUCAUUCACUCCAUCGCAUUCAGGUACACCAAUCAAACGUAGAUUGGGUCUUUUCACAUAGUCCCAUAUUUCUUGGUGACUUUGCUCAUUCCUUUUCAUCCUUUUUUCUCUCUUCUUGUCUUGUCAUUUUAUUUCAUUAAGUUGGUCUUCGACCUCUGAUAUCCUUUCUUCUGCUUGAUCCAUUCUGCUAUUUAAACUUGUGCAUAUUUCACUAAGUUCUUGUGUUGUAUUUUUCAACUUUGUUAGUUCAUUUAUAUUCCUCUCUAUAUUGUCUAUUCUUUUCAGCAUUUCGUCAAACCUUUUUUCAAAGUUCUUAGUUUCUUUACAUUGGGUUAGAACAAGUUCUUUUAAUUCCCAGAAGUUUCUUAUCAUCCACCUUCUGAAGCCUACUUCAGAUAAUGGAACACAGUUCUUUUCCAUCAGAACUUGUUCCGUUGCUGAUGAGGAACUGCAAUCCCUGUAGAGGGAGAGGGGUUCUGAUUUUGGGUAUGCUUGGCCUUCUCAGGCUGGUUUUUUCCCUUUAUUAUAAAUUUAUCCAUCUGUCGUCUUUACAAUUACCACCUUUCUAAUUAGGUUUCUGAGUCGACGUCCAAUUUAUUGAUUCCCAGUGCUGAGAUUCAAGCAACCCACUGUGAUGGCCAAAAUAGCAGCAAUAAGACUGAUGGUGCUCUUCUGCCCAGGAAUUUCUGGUCUGGCUUCCUUCUUCAGUCCGCAACAAGUGACUCUGCCUUCCUGGAGCUCCAAACACCGGUCAGUAAAGGAACCAGUCCCAUUUACUCUGCAUGAAGAGCUGCUGUGCCAAGGUGCCGGCAAAACCGCUGCACCGGCCACAAGAGUUGCGCUGGUGACCCGUGGGGCUCCUCCACUAGAAAUCUGCUGGUCCGUGAGCGAUGAAAAUUUGUCUGAAAGUGUGGCAUCCUCUCGUUCUCUGAGCUUUCACUGGGAGCUACAAUCCUGAGCUGUUAGUGAUCAGCCAUCUUGGAUCUCUCUCUGCAUGGGAGCCUUUUCAAUGUGGCAUUGCUGUUUCUUACAUAACCUCACAAUGAUGUGUAGUAGCUCUGCACUCAUUAUGGUUUUCUUAAAUAAUUAGGUUGGUGUAAACUAUAUUUUACAGAGUCUUCCAAAAUGCCUCUCCUUCCAAAAUGGCUAAAAGGGCAAGGCAUCAGUAGUUCUGCAGAUAUGCACCAUGCAUGUUCUGAAGAGGAGCCACGGUAUAGUGAGAUGUUGUAUCUGGGGAAAAAAAUGAAUAGAUUUUCAAGAUUGUGGGCCCAGACGUGAAGUUCUCUAGAAUUCUCCCCUCUGAUAAAUUUUCCUUUACCUAGCUGUUGCCAAAUUUUCUCUUCUAGCCAAAUGCCCUGAUUUUUUUGUUGUUGUUGUUCCAAAGUUAUCAAAAUUCCAGGGAUAUUUCACAGAAAAGAGAAAUGUUUAUAGCAGGCAUGGGUGUGGCAUGCUUUCUCUUUGGGAAAUAGUCAUCCUCCACAAGAUCUUGCCCACACUCAAAACAAAUUUGCUUCCCGUCACAUUCUUGGUCUCUCAGCAUUCUGUAAAAGGAAAUCUCCUCUUUGUUGAUAGUGGAGCCUAUAUCAAACUGAGACAUGUUUCUUCUUUAAUGGGUAAGUCGGAUUUGCUCUCUGGUAUGUAAAACUGACAACACCCACAAGAUACUACGGAGCUGGAAGUUUCACUGCCAAGUAGUUACCAUACCAGCAUUUGGUAAACCAGCUCCCUAGGUAAGACAGCGUCACACUAUCUACCAGUAUCCACUGGGGGGCAAGUUAUGAUUGCUGCUUCCUUCUUUGAAAACACCCCUGCUGACUGCUGAAUACCUACUGCAUGUGAGGCACUGUGCAGACACUAGAAAUACAAAGAAAAAAAAACAGAUUCUACCUACAGAGAGCUCCCAGUCGAGUGGUGAAGAAGUGUAUUAACCCUCAAGGCCCUGAGAAAAUUUCCAAUAGUGCUCUGCAUAAGCCAGUCCUGAUGGGAGGUGCCGGUGCUUUUCUUCCAGAUUUGGAGCCCUAGCAAUCCCAGGAUGAAGGAGAGCCCAUUUGCAACCCUCUCCUGUCACCCGAAGCAUUUGACAAACACUUAGUGGAGCAUCUGUUUUGUGCAAAAAGCUUGGGAAGUGAUAAAAACAAAUCGAAUUCACGUUUUUAAUUUAGGGAGUUUAGGAGAGAAAUCCUAGUGUAGAUUUCACAAAGUCAAUGAUUUGCUUUCUUUGAGUUUGCUCUCUGCAACCAACACCUGUUCGUGCUGAUACUGAAGUCCUGCUAGACUGCCUCAUUCAUUUGGUGGUUAUAGCUCUGGAUGAAGGAGCAACUGGACAAAACAAGCCCCACCUCUUGCUCAGGGCCCAACAGAUUUCAGAACAGCAGUCUCCCAUUUAAUUUUUUAAAUUUAUUUUUAAAAUAUAUUUUAGUGUGUUUUAGGUUUUGGGGUACAUGUGAAGAACAUGCGGGAUUGUUGCAUAGGUACAUACAUGGCAAUGUGGUUUGCUGCCUUCCUCUCCAUCACUUAUAUCUGGCAUUUCUCCCCAUGUUAUCCCUCCCCAACUCCCCACCCCUGCAGUCCCUCCCCUAGUUCCCCCCGACAGACCUCAGUGUGAUGCUCCCCUCCGUGUCCAUGAGUCACCCAUUUUAAACAAACCAAAGCGCAUCUGACAGACCACUAAAUUUUCAUUGAAAGAGCAUGUCUACAGCUCCUAACAAUCAAAAACAUUUAUGACCACUGCAUGCUUCAGCGAAAUCAACAGAUGUCUUCUUGUUACAUGCAUGGUGAUCUGAGAGUGGUGACAUGGGACCUAGUUUGACUAGUUAGUGUUUAAAUAAAACUUAACAGAACAGGCAGCUAAGGAAACUCAGUAAAAGACCAAAAGCGAUGCUCCGAGGGAGUCCCUGGGUAACGUGGUGUAAUUGCAGAUUGACACAUAUUUGGGGUUUUUGCUAUUGUUUUCAAAAACUAGAUAUUAUUGCUUUAUUAUUAUGUUGAUGAUUAUUAUUAUUGAAAGCACGAUAGCAAUGUUUAAGUGAUGAGAAUCACUCUCAGCCUCUUUUUGUUGCUGUGACUGACAGAACUAACCUGAGUGUGCUCUCAACGUUCACAAUACCGACUCUGCCAUCUUAUGGAAAAUACUGGAAGUACCUAAAGCAUUUUAUUAUAUUUCAAAGGCACGAGUUGCUGGUAAGAGGAACAGAAAGACAAGAACAUUUACCUUUUGUCUAUUUCUACUACACGUUUUUAAUCUUUAACAUUUUUACCAGCAGAAAUCAUUUUUUUUAAAUCUCUCAAUCUUCAAAUAAUUCUUAGAUUGCUUGCCAAAAAAGAUAUCUCUCAAUCUUGACACGAAUUUAAUGUAAAAAUCUUGAAUGAUAUUUUGUACUGAUAUGAAUUUCUACUGUUCCAUAACACUGUGUAGUGACUUCACUGUAUAUUAACUUCUUUGCUACAGAUGUUUGAGCUACCAGAUGAAUUAAUUGAAGAAGUCAAGCCUAGCAGGAGCUAUCCUAUACAAUGUUGGUAGCUUGUGAAAAUAUAAAUGUCUUUUUUCUUACUGGUAACAAGACUUGGUUUCUCAAUUAAUUUUUACAUUUUUUGUGCAUAUAAUACCUGUAUAUUAUACUCAUAUUUGAAAGUGAUCAGAAAGUGUUAUUUAAUAGAAACUACAUACAUUUUUUAUGUCUCUCUGGACCCUUUGAUUCUGAGUAAAUCUACAAUAAGUUAGCAGUAAUAGACUAUUCUUUUCAACUACGAAUAAAAAUGUACCUUGAAGUAGAA